Entrophospora candida is the source of this 993-nucleotide messenger RNA. Lineage: Eukaryota; Fungi; Glomeromycota; Glomeromycetes; Entrophosporales; Entrophosporaceae. The record is from the annotation of a GenBank genome assembly.
AUGACUACCGCAAUGGGCGAAUCUCUUGAAAUAGACAUUGACUCUGUUAUUGAUAGGUUACUUGAAGUAAGAGGUAGUCGACCCGGUAAACAAGUUCAACUUGCAGAAUUUGAAAUUAAAUAUCUAUGCACAAAAGCAAGAGAAAUUUUUAUUUCUCAGCCGAUACUUCUUGAACUUGAAGCACCAAUAAAAAUUUGUGGUGAUAUACAUGGUCAAUAUUAUGAUUUGUUAAGGCUAUUUGAAUACGGAGGAUUUCCACCAGAAGCAAAUUACCUUUUUCUUGGUGACUAUGUUGAUAGAGGAAAACAAUCAUUAGAAACAAUUUGUCUUUUAUUGGCCUACAAGAUAAAAUAUCCAGAAAAUUUUUUUAUUUUACGCGGAAAUCAUGAAUGUGCAAGCAUUAAUCGUAUUUAUGGAUUUUAUGAUGAGUGUAAAAGAAGAUAUAAUAUUAAAUUAUGGAAAACCUUUACAGACUGUUUUAAUUGUUUACCUAUUGCUGCUAUAAUUGAUGAAAAGAUUUUUACAAUGCAUGGUGGGUUAUCACCUGAUCUUCAGAGUAUGGAACAAAUUCGAAGAGUUAUGAGACCUACAGAUGUACCAGACACAGGUUUACUAUGUGAUUUGCUAUGGUCAGAUCCUGAAAAAGAUAUUACUGGAUGGAGUGAGAAUGAUAGAGGUGUAUCGUAUACAUUUGGAUCAGAUGUGGUUAGUCGAUUUUUACAAAAACAUGAUAUGGAUUUGAUAUGUAGAGCACAUCAAGUGGUAGAAGAUGGAUACGAAUUUUUCGCCAAACGACAACUUGUUACAUUAUUUUCUGCGCCAAAUUAUUGUGGAGAAUUUGAUAAUGCAGGUGCAAUGAUGAGUGUAGAUGAAACCCUCAUGUGUUCAUUCCAGAAAAAGAAAUUUACUUAUGGUGGUAUGAAUGCAGGAAGGCCAGUUACUCCUCCACGUAGUGCUGCUAAGAAGAAAAAAGAAAUGGCCAAAGUAACAUAA